GCUGUGCACUUGUAUAAGCAUACGAUCGCUUGUGUACUGCCUUACUUACUUGUUUGUUGUGAAAGUAAAGAUAAACAUUUUUGAUAUAUAUCGUCAAUCGAGCAGAAAACCCGUUCGACACUUUUGUUCUGACGAAGUGCUUCAUUGUUGCAGCUGUUUUGCCAGUAAAGUGUGUGCCAUAAGUGCCUCGAAAAUUUUACGUUAAAUUUUUUAACCUCAAAAUGUCGGAAAUUGAAGCAACAAACAAAAUUGAGGAUCAAAGUGAAGUGCUGGACAAAAGUCUCAUUGAAAGUUCCGCGGACAAAGUAGCUGAAGACAAGUUCACUGUGAAUUCACCAACUUCCAAAAUGUCUACACCGGCUAGAUCUCGUUCAGCGACUCCUGAGGAUGCUGCAUCUGACCACCCCAAGUCGAGGUCAGUAAGCCCUUCGAAGCGAUCAUCUCGUUCUCGCUCCAAGUCGAAGUCGGUAAGCCCAUCUGGACGUGCAUCUCGCUCUCGUUCAAAAUCAAGAUCAAGAUCAAAAUCAUCUGCUAGAUCUGGUUCACGGUCAAAAUCUAGAUCAGUCAGUCCAUCAAAACGAUCAUCUCGCUCUCGCUCAAAGUCAAGAUCCAGAUCAAAGUCAUCUGUUAGAUCUGCUUCACGAUCAAAAUCAAGGUCAGCAAGUCCUGCUGGACGUACAUCUCGUUCUCGUUCGAAGUCAAGAUCAAGAUCAAAGUCAUCUGCCAAAUCUGUUUCACGGUCAAAGUCGAGGUCAGUGAGCCCAUCUCAACGUGUGUCUCGUUCUCGCUCAAAAUCGAGAUCUCGUUCAAAAUCAUCCGCUAGAUCUGCUUCACGCUCCAAGUCUAGAUCAGUCAGUCCAUCAAAACGAUCAUCUCGUUCUCGCUCAAAGUCGAGGUCCCGAUCAAGGUCGUCCGCUAGAUCUGCUUCACGUUCAAAGUCGAGGUCGGUAAGCCCAUCGAAGCGAUCAUCUCGAUCUCGCUCAAAGUCGAGGUCUCGAUCAAGAUCAUCCGCCAGAUCAGGUUCACGCUCAAAGUCAAGGUCAGUAAGCCCAUCUAGACGGGCAUCACGUUCUCGCUCAAAGUCGAGAUCCCGAUCAAAGUCAUCUGUUAGAUCUGCUUCACGUUCAAAAUCUAGGUCAAGAUCAAAAUCCAGAUCCCGAUCAAAAUCCAGAUCACGAUCAAGAUCAUCCGCUAGGUCUCGGUCACACUCCAGUUCAAAAUCGUCCAUUGUUGGACGCCCAUCAAAGCGAAAAGCUCAACGUUUAUCUCGAUCUCGUUCGAGGUCAAGAUCAAGUUCACGAUCAAGUGCGAGAUCAUCCCCAGGAAGACGUUCCACGAAACGGAAAGUUCUUUCGCCGUCGAGAUCUCGUUCUAGGUCCAGAUCAAGGUCCAGUGCUCGGUCUGCCUCAGUUGCAAGCUCCAAGUCUUCUCUUAAAGAUUCAUCACCUAAACGUCGGUCUCGAUCAAGGUCUGGAUCUCGUGCUCGAUCAGCAAGUAACUCUAGCUCAGCGUCAUUGAAAAAGCGAAAAAUUGAAGAUUUGGCCGAUGAAGAUAAUGAAGCUGGUCCUUCUGACAAGCAACCACAUGAGGCAGCUGCCGCUCAAGGUAGCGACUCUGAAGAUGAAAUCCAACAAAGAUCUGCAGGAUAUGAUGAUAACAUGAGCGACUUUGAUCGUAUGCUUCAACAAAAGAAAGAAUUGAAAAGGCGUAGAAAGCGUAAAGACAUUGAUAUCAUCAAUGACAAUGAUGAUAUUAUAGCACAGUUAUUAGCUGAUAUGAGGAAUGCUUAUAUGGAAGACAGAAAGCUCAAUGAGCUGGGUAAGCCAGCCACAUACAAAAUUGCCAUGUUGUCAAAAGUCAUGUCGCAGUUAAAAAAACAAGAUUUACAAUUGGCAUUUUUAGAACAUAAUGUUUUGUCAGUGCUCACAGAUUGGUUAGCACCUAUGCCUGAUAAAUCAUUGACAUCUUUAAGAAUAAGAGACUCAAUUUUGAAAUUACUGCAUGAGUUUCCAAGAAUUGACCAAUCUUCACUGAAACAGUCUGGAAUUGGUAAAGCAGUUAUGUAUUUGUAUAAGCAUCCUAAGGAAACAAAGGAGAAUAAAACUAGAGCUGGAAAAUUGAUCAACGAAUGGGCAAGACCAAUUUUCAAUUUGUCUACUGAUUUCAAAGCUAUGACCAAAGAAGAAAGGAUGCACAGAGAUAUGGAGCAAAUUCCAACUAAAAAGCGCAAGACCAAGGAUGAUUCAACAUCAUUCAGAUCAAAAGACAUAAACAGAGCUCUGAAAGAAGAAUCAAAGCCAUUGAGGCCAGGUGAUCCUGGAUGGGUUUCACGAGCUCGAGUGCCUAUGCCUUCAUCUAAAGACUAUGUUGUCAGACCAGAGUGGAAAUCAGAUAUCGAUAUUAGUAGAACUGUUAAACCACCACCCAAUCGUUUUGAAAAACAUAUGAAAAAUUUUAUUGAAAACAGAAGAAUGAGAUCCUCCAGGAGAGCUGUUGAGAUAUCUAUUGAAGGACGCAAAAUGGCUCUGUAAGAUUGUCAAAAAAAUAAUGGUAGAAAGAUGUAUUCAAAAAUAAUAUCAUAGAUAGA
Messenger RNA from Trichogramma pretiosum, 2587 nucleotides. Its product is annotated as IWS1-like protein. The coding region runs from base 222 to 2531 and encodes 769 amino acids. Gene Ontology annotation, biological process: poly(A)+ mRNA export from nucleus. Gene Ontology annotation, cellular component: nucleus. The record is from RefSeq and is a predicted model, not a curated record. The transcript has a single exon. Lineage: Eukaryota; Metazoa; Arthropoda; Insecta; Hymenoptera; Trichogrammatidae.